CCAAGUAAUUGCAUAACAGUAGCUGCCUGUUUUAUAUUGUGCAACACUAGCUGUGUAGUUACUGUAUCGACAGUAGCCUACCAAUAAUUAAAGCUGUCACCGCCCCCACACUCCAUUCUAGAAACCGUCAUGAAACUGGCAAUGUCUAGCAGACGGUGCAUGUUUGACUAAGCAGUCUCCGCUAAACAGUUUAUAUUAUUAAUUCAUUAACCGGGAGACCCCGCAGGCAAACACCAAUAUGGCGUUAAUCCCCGAAGACGUCUCAGUUGCGACAGUGACAGGUGGCAGCCGUGUGGUAUCGCUGGAGUCUGGCAGCACCAAGUCUUUCACGGCAGAGAAGGACGUGAUCGAAAUCCUGCUUCUCCAGAGCCUGCGGGCGAAGGAAUUCGCUUAUUGUCCCUACAGUAAAUUCCGUGUCGGCGCUGCUCUGAUGACGAAAGAGGGGAACGUUUUCGUAGGAUGCAAUGUUGAAAACGCUUGUUACAACUUGGGAGUCUGUGCUGAAAGGACAGCAAUUCAAAAAGCCGUUUCAGAAGGGCACAUGAACUUCAGAGCCAUCGCCAUUGCAAGUGAUUUAGAAGACCAGUUUAUCUCUCCUUGUGGAGCUUGCAGACAAGUCAUGAGAGAGUUUGGGACUGAAUGGGAUGUUUUCCUCUCUAGACCCGAUGGGUCCUAUUUGAAAAUGACCGUGGAUGAACUCUUACCCAUGUCUUUUGGACCUGAAGACCUGAGGAAGAAGAAAGUGUUCAGUGUUCACAAUGGGUACUAACACCAAGUCAUUGCAGCCCUGUAUUGUUCUCUAUAUUUUCUAUCAUGUUCACAAUAUUGAAGUAUUGCCAAUAAUUUAAAUAUAUGGGAGAAAAAAGAUGAUACCUUGGUAAUAACAACAGUAGAACACAUUAUUGGAUUAUGGCAGUUUUUGUAUGUUUUCGUUUGAAAUAUGUCCAGUUCCACCAAUGAUAGUAUGAAGCUAUUUAGCAUUGUAUUUUCCAGUUCAGUACAUUUUAAGUUAAAGAAAAAUAUAUAUUUUGUGAAAAAAUA
Molecule: messenger RNA, 1041 nt
Organism: Polyodon spathula (Mississippi paddlefish)
Lineage: Eukaryota; Metazoa; Chordata; Actinopteri; Acipenseriformes; Polyodontidae
Product: cytidine deaminase-like
Exons: 4
Coding region: 239-769 (176 amino acids)
Cellular component (GO): cytosol
Molecular function (GO): zinc ion binding; cytidine deaminase activity
Source: RefSeq, a predicted model, not a curated record